CCGAUGCGGAAUCGAGAGAAAGUGUCAUCACUCUUUGUACCCCAGACCUCCUACAGAGGUGGAUGGAGACUUGCUAGACAGCCUCAUGGAUUCAAACCUUGGAAAUGCUUAUACUUCCAUACUAUUUUAUACCUCAAGGCUAUAAAGUAGUCAUUUUUUCUCAGUCUCUAGUCAAUUCUGUAGGAAACAGAAGGUUAUAAGGUUUUGUCAUAGUAGUGACUUGACCUAUAAACAAUACUAUUGUCAUUUGGCGCAGAACUGAAACACUUAAGAAACAUGUUCCAUAUUCAGGGCAAGAAGGAAUUGAGGAGCUCAGAAGAAUUGCUAUAAACCAGGUCCCAUACCAUACUCACAAAAUGCAAUUUUCAAGAAACUCAAUACUUAGACAACGAAGCAGAAAAGAAGGUUGGAGGUCGGUUUCUAAAAGGUGGACAUCCGAAGAUAGUUCAACGGCCUUCACCGACGUAACAAGCUGUGGUGGUGGGCCUGGUGGUGGUUACUCUUCAAUGGAGGGUCUUUAUGGGGUCUACUCAAAUGGAGAUACAGCAACCAGAAGCAAGAGGGUGAUGGUUGUGGUGGAUGAGACUUCGAGGUCGAAACAUGCCAUGAUGUGGGCUUUGACUCAUUUGACUAAUAAGGGAGAUUUGAUGACUCUUCUCCACGUUGUGUCUCCUCAUGAUGAAGCUUCUCCUUCUUUGGUUCAAUCACUUGGUUCUCUUUGCAAAGCUUGUAAACCCGAGGUGGAUGUGGAGGCGUUGGUGGUUCAAGGACCAAAGUUAGCAACUAUACUCAGCCAAGUGAAGAAACUUGAAGUCACUGUUCUUGUUUUGGGUCAGAAGAAAUCUGCACCAUUCAUCUCCUGGUGCGUCAUCUCAACCGAGAGUUUGCUUAGCACCGUCUAUAGAGGAGCUCUACCACAGUGCAGAAACAUGCUUGAUACUGCCAGCAAUGGUUUCUUUUUGGGAAGAACUGAGGAAGAGGCAGAGAAACUGGUAGAGAACAUGGCCAAGAGUGACUCAGUCUACAGUGAGGAGUAUGAUAAGAUCAACAGAAGUGAUGAUCAACAGACAAAGAAAGAGAUCAAGUCCUUACAAGACAAGAUGGAUUUGCUUCUUUCCAACCAAGCUAAACAGGAGCAGAUGAACUUUGUGGGUGGUCCUACUCAAGAGGUUCCUCCUAAGGUCAAUGAGGUUGAUGGUUUAGAAGGCCAAGAAGAGCUGUGCUUCAUUAAUGCUAAUGGCACAUGGUACAGGAAAUAG
Molecule: messenger RNA, 1259 nt
Organism: Brassica oleracea var. oleracea
Lineage: Eukaryota; Viridiplantae; Streptophyta; Magnoliopsida; Brassicales; Brassicaceae
Exons: 5
Coding region: 357-1259 (300 amino acids)
Source: RefSeq, a predicted model, not a curated record